Messenger RNA from Molossus molossus (Pallas's mastiff bat), 285 nucleotides. Its product is annotated as translationally-controlled tumor protein-like. Lineage: Eukaryota; Metazoa; Chordata; Mammalia; Chiroptera; Molossidae. Gene Ontology annotation, molecular function: calcium ion binding. Bases 1 to 285 code for a protein of 94 amino acids. Gene Ontology annotation, cellular component: cytoplasm. The record is from RefSeq and is a predicted model, not a curated record. The transcript has a single exon.
AUGACCAGGUACCGGGACCUCAUCAGUCACGAAGAGAUGUUCUUCCGUAACACUGAUGACUCGGUCAGUGGUGGAAGGGCCUCCGCUGAAGGUCCCGAGGGCGAGGGUACGGAAAACACAGUCAUCACCGGUGCUGACAGUGUCAUGAACCAUCAUUUGCAGGAAACCAGCUUCUCAGAAGACGUCUACCAGAAGUACGUCAAAGAUGACGCGAAAUCAGUGAAAGAGAAGCCUGAAGAACAGAGACCAGCCAAGAGUCAAACCUUUUAUUAUUAUUUUUUUUAA